Molecule: messenger RNA, 801 nt
Organism: Rotaria sp. Silwood1
Lineage: Eukaryota; Metazoa; Rotifera; Eurotatoria; Philodinida; Philodinidae
Source: the annotation of a GenBank genome assembly
AUGUUCACAAUUCUUAUCGAUGAAUUUGUAGUGACUAAUAAUCGAGUUGAUUGUCUCGCUGCUAUGGAGGCUAUCAAGGAUCAACAUCCAUUAUUUGGUCUUGAGCAGGAAUAUACAUUGAUGGAUCGAGAUGGAUGGCCAUUCGGAUGGCCUAAAGGAGGAUAUCCUCAACCGCAAGGUCCAUACUAUUGUGGCAUUGGAGCAUGUUUGGCAUUAGGCCGCGAUUUAGUUGACGCGCAUUACAAAGCAUGUCUCUAUGCUGGAGUGAAUAUUCGAGGUACAAAUGCUGAAGUUAUGCCAGCCCAAUGGGAAUAUCAAGUGGGUCCAUGUGAAGGAAUUGAUGCUGGUGAUCAACUUUGGAUGUCACGCUAUUUACUGUUACGAAUAGCCGAAGAAUUUGGCAUUCAAGUUAGCUUCCAUCCAAAACCGAUUGCUGGUGAUUGGAAUGGAGCUGGAUGUCACACAAAUUUUUCUACAUUGGCUAUGCGCAAUCCCAAUGGUAUCGAAGAAAUCAAAGCUGCCAUCGAAAAACUUUCAUUACGACAUAAUACCCAUAUCAAAGUUUACGGCAAAGAUAAUGAACGUCGAUUGACAGGAAAACAUGAGACCGCCAGUAUCCAUGAAUUUAGUUAUGGUGUGGCGAGUCGAGGCUCAUCCAUUCGAAUUCCUCGCCAAUGUGACGAAGAACGAUGUGGUUACUUCGAAGAUCGUCGACCAGCUUCUAAUUGUGACCCUUAUUGUGUAACAAGUCUUCUUGUACGCACAGUUUGUCUUGGCGAAAAAGAUGCAGAUCAAGCUUAG